AGACAUAGCCGGGCUCAAGUGUGCUGUGGCCGGCCUGCUGGACAGAGGCAUGGCGGGCCUCAUAGCGCAACUGCCGGGGGGCAGCACGCGGUUCGUGGCCGUGGAUCCAGAGCUUUUCGCCUGCCCGGACGACGUUGCGAGUCGGGUCCGGGAGGUCCUGGAUGAAGCGAUCUUCGAGAGGUGCAGUUGCAGAGCCGCAGCGAGCGACGAGGAGCUCCUGUCCGCCUUCCACGCGCUGAGCUUGGAAGGGCAAGAGCAAGAGCCACAGGAGUCACAGGACUAUCGUGUGCUCUUCCAGGGCCGCGAUUUGGAGCUGCCGACUGCAGCGUCUGCCCUGGUGAAGGCCAUAGAGUCAGGGGCCCCUUGCUUCGUGCGGGUGACCUUCCGACUGUUGGGCGGCAAAGGAGGUUUCGGUUCGCUGCUGCGCUCUCAGAAGGGAGGCAAGAAGACUACGAACUUCGAUGCCAUGCGGGACUUGAAUGGGCGGAGGAUUCGACAUGUCAAAGCCGUUGAGCGCAUCAAGGAGUGGCUAGAGAAGAAGAAGAGGGACGACGAACUUGUGAACUUGUUGACAGGUGAGGGCCCCGAGCUGCCUAAGCCCACGCCUCAGUCGGAGAGCCUGGACCCAGAUUACCUCCGCAAGCUCAAGCAGUCGGCUUCCUCGCGGCCCGGCCUGGUGACCGAAGGACUGCGGCGGCUGCUGCAGGAAGAGGAGGAGGCCUCGGCGGAGGUCUCUGAGGCGAAGCGACCGCGGAUCGAGUUGGAGCAGGCAGAGGCAGCUCCCAGUGCCAAGGAUGAGGACGAGGAUGACGAUGGAGUCGAUUGGUUAGGCGCCAUGAGCGCCCUGAACGGCCUCAGCAGCCCAGAGGAGGAGGAUGAGGGCGCUGCGGCAUCCUCGUCCAAGUGAGCCGGGGCUUAGCCUCUGCGGGAAACCUAGCCGAUGCCCAAACCAAAAUGCU
Molecule: messenger RNA, 959 nt
Organism: Effrenium voratum
Lineage: Eukaryota; Dinophyceae; Suessiales; Symbiodiniaceae
Source: the annotation of a GenBank genome assembly